CCCCAGUGCAUGCUGGGAUAGGCUCCAACGUCCCCCCCGCGACCCUGCUCAGGAUAAGCGGGUGUAGAUGACUGAUGAACACAUUAAGUCCAGUUCACACAAUAAACAUUAGUCUCUGACCUAACCUGUGCUAACUGAAAACUAGGAGACACGACAAGCGACAACAUCAAGAUAACGGUACAAGGUACAAUAGGUGCUGGAUGGAGGUACAUGUAACAUGUAAGCGGCACAGGAGGUACAUGUGUAGUGUAUGUCAGUGAGACGUUACUCGGGCCUGUAGCUGUUUCCGUUCCAAACAGCAUAGCGCGCCUCACUGAGCAGAAAAUAACUGGCUUGACUGUGUGUGUGUGUGUUGGCCGUCUGAAUAUGGGGUUUGUAACUCAGUCACUAGAACGCACAUUGGCAAAAGUUAAUCCGAUAUGUAAUUUACCUUCUCAAAAGCAAAAUUUCUCAUGCUGCGUUUUGAACCUCUUAUCAACAUUAAGGAAAAGUCUUUCUCUUGUUGUUUUAAACAUUUGAUGUUUUUUUGUACCUGCACUCACCUCUUAAAUUUUCACAUAACAUUCUGCAAACAGUCGAUUCAGUGAAAAGAGCACUCUACCACCUAUGGUAGGAUGACAAAAUAAGAGCUUGUCUUUGUGAUUUAAAAUAUUUAAUAUUAGUUUUUUUUAACUGUGUGAAAUAGUAUUAGAUUUCUUACAAGCUAUUCACAAACAUCACCCAGUAACCACAUACUGAGUCUUCACUUAACCGAGUUACAUGAUUUACUAAAUUAAUUUUUGAAAACUUUUUAAAAAUUAUUUUGUGCUCUUUGUAUCGUUCAGUUACAAAAUCAUAGGCUGUUUGACUCAAGCAAAUUCAGCUUAAAGCUCGACAGCAACGUAAACAAAUAAUAUUGCCACGUUGCCCAAUUGACCGUAAAUUCUAUAUUCGGAAUCUGAAGUGUUGGCAAACUUUUUUUUUUUUUUUUAAACCUGAAGUCGCUUCCCACCGGUGAAAUGAAAUGGUCUAUAUUCGGCAACGCCACGGUGACGGCGCUGGUCUGCUGACUUGAGCUGGGGAGGCGGGACAGCAGCGCGCCUGUAUCUUAGCUGCGCGAGGUAAGGGGAAGACAGAGCGCCCAGUUGAAGCUGGUGUUGUCAAAAUACGGUGGCUUGAGUCUUGGAUGCUGUUGAUGGGAGGAGGACUAGACUAUGAUAAACGAUGGUCUCUCCAAAUGCGUGGCUGAGAAACCGCAGAAGAUGCAACACCUCCUGUCCGCCGUCUUCGUGUGGCUGGUGACGGGCACGACCAUAUCCAGCUUGAACAAAUGGAUCUUCGUCGUGUACGACUUCAGGUACCCCUUGCUGCUCUCGGCGCUGCACAUGCUAACGGCCAUAGUGGUGGACUACGGGCUCCUGAAAUCACGGAUGGUCAACGGUAAAGCGGGCGGCGAGGAGGACGGCGGCCUGACCGUUGGCGCCCGGUUUAAAGUUUUCAUGCUCAGCCUGACCUUCUGUGCCGGCAUCGCCUUCGGUAACGUGGGACUCAACUACGUCCAGCUGUCCUUCGCGCACAUGAUCUACUCCACCACGCCGCUGUUCACGUUGGCCAUCUCCGCGCUGCUGCUGGGAGAGCAUCACCAUGUCAUCAAAUACACGGCCAUGAUGCCCAUCUGCCUGGGGGCGUCGUUCAGCAUCAUGGGGGAAGUGCAGUACGACCAGACCGGCUGCUUCUGUAUGUUCGCCGCGACCAUGCUGAGAGGAGUCCGAUCCAUUCAACAAAGCAUCCUGCUCCAGGAGGAGAAGAUCGGCGCUGUCCUCCUGCUGUACCUGAUGUCCAUCCCCAGCUUCUGCAUCCUGGCGGUGGCGGCGCUGGUCCUGGAGAACCGGGCGGAGCUGGAGUCCCCGCUGCGCUACGGCGGGCAGGUGUGGGCCCUGGUGCUGCUCAGCUGCCUGGGCUCGGUGCUGUACAACCUGUCCAGCAGCUGCAUCAUCACCCUCACCUCCGCUGUCACCCUGCACGUCCUGGGCAACCUGACCGUGGUGGCCAACCUGCUGCUGUCCCAGCUGCUUUUCGGCAGCCAGCUGACGGGCCUCAGCUGCGCCGGCGCGGGCCUCAUCCUCGCCGGCAUGGUCAUCUACCAGAACUCGGAGCAGAUCGGCCGCUACCUGGACUCGCGCUGGGCCCGCCCGGCUGCGGGCGGAGCCGAGAGCUCUCGGACACAGACUGGCUGCGGCUCAGACCGCGCAACAGCCAAUGGGGCGAGAGACUGCAAGCAGGACUGAGUAGGGGGAAUGGCCUCUCCGUUUGCCCUUUGAACAGCUGGUGUUCUUCUCCCCCAGUGUUUUAUCAGCCAAAGCCAGUGUUCUAGAACUCCAGCGCCGUUCAGUUACCGGUGGUGAUUGUGACAUCAGCAUUGGAAUUCUCUUAGUUAAGAACAUUCUAAUGACAUCUGUGAUCUCACACUCUUAAAAGGGUUAAUGGCUGGGUGGAGUCUGACCAGUUUGGAGUCAAACUUAGCUGUUGUAAUGAUUCGGAGGGUGAAGUGGGAAUGGGUGAGGUACGUUAGGGAGGGGCUUAAUCAUCCAGGAAUGAUGCUAACACAAGCCCCACCCGAUGAGCGUACUCCUUACUCUACAGACGAAUAUGUACAUGUUUGAAGACAAUUUCUGUGAAAGAAGGUUAAUUAUCAGGACUGAUUUAUGGCGCUUGAUUGAUAUUUAACCAUUAGGUGCUUGACUGACUUUUUAAAAAAAGAUAUAAUGCUAUCAAGUUAUGGUUUCCUGCAGAGCAGCACCAAUUUUAAUGGCUUUUUUGUUCAGUUAUGAUCUCCUCAUUUACCGAAGUUUUCUGUAUGUUUAGUUUGAACAAAAGUUCUCAUUAAAUGGGGUACAGGGCAUUGCUAAUAAUCCCAUUCUAGGCUCUUUGGGUGCUAUUAAUCCCAAACAGGCACUUAACAGUUUCAAUAUUGCUGUGAGAGAAAGCAACAUCACGACAACCUUAUGAAACCGUUUUAGAAAUGAGGCUUGUUUUGUGGAGUUUUUUUUCUCCCUCUCAUUUUUGUACAGACAGAUGUAUUAUAACUGUAUGAGGAAUGUGUGGAAUUCUGAAGUAUAUUGACCUUGGUUUGGUUGGAGGAAAACCAAGAUUGAGCCCUUGUAUUUACGGUGGCGUGGUGAGAAAAAUGACAAUCGAUGAAGAAUGGUAAAGGGACUGCAUUUAUAUAGCGCUUUUAUCCAAAGCGCUUUACAAUUGAUGCCUCUCAUUCGCCAGAGCAGUUAGGGGGUUAGGUGUCUUGCUCAAGGACACUUCGACACGCCCACGGCAUGGGGUUUGAACCGGCAACCCUCCGACUGCCAGACAAUCGGUCUUACCUCCUGAGCUAUGUCGCCCCCAUAAGAACGUGACUGCAGGCCCAUUAGGCGGCCUUCGAUCCUGCGGGGGCAAGGCCCUCGGGACUGUUGUCGUCGCUGGGGGAGAUGGGUCACAGGCCCUCUUGUCCAGCAGAUCGAACUGGAGAGUAGCCGUUUUUUUAAAAAAUAUUUCUGAUUGAACCCUGUAACAGCCUCGCGCUACACGUGCCAGUUGUUGGAUCACCAGCGGUUAAUCGCGGAAGCUAAACGCCAGGGAGAAAAAAGCUGUUUGUGGCGCGAUGACAUUUGAAAGCUGCUGAGAUUCACACGAGCCCCAUCGGAACGUCCCGCUGUUGUAAAAUGCAGCUCAGUGAGACGGUGAGACACAUUCUAUUUCUGUGUCUCAUAUUUUGGCUGCGCUUCUGUCGAUCUGACGGCGCUUGACCCAGAAAAGCGAUUCUUUGUCUUAAAAAGCGAAAGGCUUCCUGGUCUCCCCUCUCGUGGCGAACCCGCGAACGCCUUUUGAUGUUUGCCCACUCAGCACCUCCGUGACCGUGAGCAGACCUCAGGUAAGUGACCGUGACUGGUUUCCGGAUCAGGAUUUCGUAGCUUCGCUAGAUACCGUUCGUACCGUGUACCAAUAUGUUUGCUGUUUGAAUACUAUGGUUGCUUUCAAAAUGGCUCCCUUCCUCCCUGUGUCCCAAGAUAGCUCAGUCUGACUUAACAUUAAGGGGUCUGAAAACAUGGUCCUGAAGAGCCAUGGGUAGUCUGUUGGGUUGUUUUACUCCCCCAGUGCCUUCAGAUGAAGUAUCAGCAUGCCAAGUGUUCACUUAUUAAUAAUGAAUCAGGUAUCAAUAAAGAGUGAGUGCAUAUAGAGAAAGGGGCCUCCACAAUGGUCAGUAAUGUUGGAGUGGUUGACAGAUGCAAUGUGGAAAUGCGUUGAAGUGAUUAUUUGAAAUGAGCCUUUAAGGAUUUUAAAAAAAAUAGUGUUCAUGAAUAUUGUACAGGUCAUGUAAUUUUUUUAUUACUUGAAUGUGUUUUACAGUGGUUGAAGCGUGUCUUAAAUACAUUGGUUAAAGAAA
This is a messenger RNA of Anguilla anguilla (European eel), 4417 nucleotides long. Its product is annotated as solute carrier family 35 member E4-like. The transcript is spliced from 3 exons. Gene Ontology annotation, molecular function: antiporter activity. NCBI's taxonomy places the organism in Eukaryota, Metazoa, Chordata, Actinopteri, Anguilliformes, Anguillidae. Gene Ontology annotation, cellular component: Golgi apparatus. Bases 1194 to 2267 code for a protein of 357 amino acids. The record is from RefSeq and is a predicted model, not a curated record.